Molecule: messenger RNA, 276 nt
Organism: Arctia plantaginis
Lineage: Eukaryota; Metazoa; Arthropoda; Insecta; Lepidoptera; Erebidae
Source: the annotation of a GenBank genome assembly
AUGAAAAUCUUUGUAGUUUUGUUAGUUUUAUGUGUGGCGGAAAUCCAUUGUGGACUUGUGAAUAAUCUUAUUGAAAAUAAAGAUAACAAGAAACCAGACUUAAUAAAUAAAAUAGUACAAAAUCUUGAAAAUGGCACUACUAUAAUUGAGGAUGCUUUCGGUUCAAGACACAAAGCCAAUCAAACUACAGCUGAAGAUAAAAAAUUAAAAGAUGGCCUACCAUUGGUUAUCGAUGACGUUUGUGUAAUCGAGGAUGAUCCCAAAAGAUGUGUAUAA